Vigna umbellata (rice bean) is the source of this 998-nucleotide messenger RNA. Lineage: Eukaryota; Viridiplantae; Streptophyta; Magnoliopsida; Fabales; Fabaceae. The record is from RefSeq and is a predicted model, not a curated record.
UGUACAACAAAGCAUACACAAAAAUGAAACGUUUUAGCUCUUAUUUUUGCGCCGUUUUUGCCUUUGCUCUUUUAUUUUCACUUACACCUUCUUCAGCAGAUUCUCAUGAAAAGUUUGUUCAAUGUCUUUACGAUUAUCCCGAAAACACCUCAAUCUCCAGUGUUGUUUACACCCAAACAAAUUCUUCAUACUCCUCUGUCCUAGAUGUUUCCAUUCAAAAUCUUAGGUUCUUCAACGUAAGUUCAAAACCCGUGGUCAUCGUGACUCCACUCGUUGUUUCCCACGUUCAAGCCACCAUAAUAUGUGCCCAAAGACAUGGCCUGCAAAUUCGAACCCGAAGCGGAGGCCAUGAUUACGAGGGUCUCUCAUACGUUUCUGGAGUUCCAUUUGUCGUCGUUGAUCUCAUAAAGAUUCGAGAAAUCGAAGUUGACGUAGAAAACAACACUGCAUGGGUUCAAGCUGGGGCAACCCUCGGUGAACUUUACUACACGAUUAGUCAGAAAAGCAGAACACUAGGGUUCCCAGCAGGUGUGUGCCCCCCUGUGGGCGUUGGUGGCCACAUUAGCGGUGGUGGCUAUGGAUUCUUGAUGCGUAAGUACGGUCUUGCUGCUGAUAAUGUUACUGAUGUUCACAUAGUUGACGUCAAUGGUAAUCUCCUUAAUAGAAAAACAAUGGGAGAUGAUCUAUUUUGGGCCAUUAGAGGUGGUGGUGGGGCAAGCUUUGGAAUCGUCGUGGCUUGGAAGAUAAAUCUAGUUUCAGUUCCAUCAACUGUGACAGUGUUCCGAGUUCCAAGGACGUUGGAAGAAAAUGCAACGGGAAUUAUUCAUAAGUGGCAGCGUGUGGCAAACAAACUUAACGAGAGCCUAACCAUUAGGAUCAACAUGGCAAGGGUAAAUUCAAGUCAAAGUGGGAAUCUAACAGUACAAGCGCAGUUUGANGAUUUAGAUUGUAAACAGUCAUUCAAUAUUUAUUACAGAUUAUUUAAUGUAGGGAUCUGA